Messenger RNA from Exophiala mesophila, 4512 nucleotides. RefSeq lists its product as uncharacterized. The transcript has 2 exons. The record is from RefSeq and is a predicted model, not a curated record. The coding region runs from base 1 to 4512 and encodes 1503 amino acids. Lineage: Eukaryota; Fungi; Ascomycota; Eurotiomycetes; Chaetothyriales; Herpotrichiellaceae.
AUGGCCAACACGCCGGCUCCUAAUCCAUCACAGUUGCCGGAGCGAAGCAAUCUAGCGGCUUAUGGGACUGAGCCACCUAUGCGCCUACAUUCAUCGUCGGAGAAUGCAUCUACCUCAAUUAUCGAAAAACAUGAGCAUGGAGGGCGAUUGCAACGUAACCGCACCCUCGAUGUUACGCCACGAGCACAAUGGCUGCCCAUAACGUUGAGAUUGCAAUACCUUUCCACAAUCAUUGUACUGACGAUUGUUAUCCUGGCGUUGGUGGUUGCACUUCACGUGAGCUCUAGCCUUCAUUCGGGACUGGGAGACGACAACGGGAGCAGCGGGAUCUUCUUCGUGUCGAGAUUCCUGCCCACUUUGGUCGCUGUGUGCUACGUAUUCUCACUCUCUGUCAUCUUGAAUGAUGUCAAGCGUACAGAGCCUUACGCACGUCUAUCCUCACCGCAUGGUGCACCUAUUUCCAACACACUAUUCUACUCGCCUCGUGCGUGGUGGAUAACUUUCUAUGAUAGCUUUCCCAGCAGACGACGAGGACAGGGCUUCAGUUCUACUAUGUUCUGCACUGCACUUUCAUUCAUACUUGGCAUUCUUAUAGUGUCGCCAUUCUCCUCGACGUUUCUAGUCGCUCAAGACGUCACUUUCUCCAGGGAUCGACCAUUUGAGCAGUUAUCCCUCUCAUCUGAGUUGCCAAUCCAAGCUGUUGCAUCGUCGACCACCUACUUCCGUACGAUCGGCAACAUCCUUCAGAACGUUACAACAUCAGCAUGGAUCACGGAAAAGUACGCCAUAUUGCCAUUCUGGCCUGCCACUCAGACCUCCAAAUCUUUGGGCGCUUUUCUCAGCUCCCAGAGUGAGAUUUGGAAUGCUGAAACCCUCGUCGUCAGUACUGAACUCGAAUGCGAGUCUUUGAAGUUGGAAGACGCAUCACUUCUCGACAUUCCGCCUAACACUCAGCCAGUAACGUCCUUUCGACUCACCAGUGAUUCGGGAUGCAUGUUAUCGAUGGCGGUGGACAAUAACACUGGCACUUCCUCUUUGUCAUAUUGGACUCUUCCCUCCAAUUUUGCGCCAGAUGAUGCCUUUUCAUCUAACUCCACGGGAUGUAUUGGUGAUGACGCGAUGUUGUUCUCAACCGCUCCAUUUUCUGGCAAUUAUAGCGUUGCUGAGCCUGAUCCAGACGUACAGGCUAUAGGGUUUCUCUGUUCCGCUGGGUACUAUUUCGCCAACGUCUCGGUAAGCGUCACUGUUGGACCAGACGAAUCGGUGGUCUCUGUCGACGAACAGGCUUACGUCCGCAACAAAAGACCAAUCCCUGACAGUUUCCUCGACAUUGCGGGCUUGCAGACUUUAUUCUUGAAUAAAACAUCCUGGCCACAGCGUCUGUUCGCUGGCAAAGAGAACAUGGAAAUUUUGGGCCCAGGGGCCCUUCUGUCUGCAAGCUACGAAUACUCUGCCGAAACCAUCCUGCAAGACCAAGAUCUCCGAUCAAGAAUCGCACAAGUGAAGCAACGAUUUCUAGGCGAGAUAUUCCGCGAUGUCUUUGACUCGGCAUUGGUCUCAGCUGAAUCUCAGCCCUCCCGUUCAGGCCAAGUUCUGUCAAAUAAUCGGAGAAUUGUUGUAGUACCGGUUGUUGCAAUAACUCUGGAGGUUGUUUUAUCACUCAACCUUGUUCUGCUUCUUAUUGCGCUUUUUGCCUCUCGUCUUCCAAGGAGGCCGCUCGAACUAUCGGCAGAUCCUACAAAGAGCAUUUCUGUUGCCAAUCUCGUGUGCAAAGAGCCCAGCACGAUGCAACAGCUGGGUGGAUCAGAUCCUGUCAAUCCCUUGGGUCUCCUACUCCACAUCCAGAACCUCUGGUGUCAGAUUGUGGACAACACAUUAUAUUUCUUUCCAUCAAAAGAUUUCAAUGCUGGAAGCGAUAAAAAGCUGAUUGAGAAACUGACAAAAAGGAACAGUCUCCCAUCUGUGCUCCAUCUACUACCCGUCAUCCUCUUAUUCGCAUCGCUGUUGGUCGUCGCUGCUGCUAUAGGUGUUCUUCUUGGCUUCUCUGAGACAGAGGGCCUGUACCAGACAGCAUUUGUUUAUCAGCUCGAUUUCAAUGUGGGAGGGAUGCAACUUGAUACCAUUAAUCCCGCUUCAAUUCUCACAACGUUUCUCGCGGUCUGCAUUGCCUUAUGGUGGGGCUCCGUGGAUUCUAGUAUGAGAAAGCUUCAGCCAUUUCUCGCCUUAGCAAAGGAGCCUGUGACGGGCGAGGACGGCGUGAGCCUGACCUAUGAGGCAUCUUACAUGUUGUGGGCGGCUUUCAGGGCCGUCAAGCGAAGGCACUGGCUGCUUGCACUAGUCUCAUGUGGAGCUUUCUAUGCAGAAAUAUUCACCAUCGCGAUGUCUGCGUUAUGGUCCAGAACGCACAGCAGUAGAAGCUAUGUAGCUGAGGUGCCUGUUUCUUUCGAAUCACGACAGAUACCUUUGCUUCUUGUGGGAACAAUCAACGAUGUCGAUUAUUUCUCUAGCUCAUUUGCUGGUGAGGUUCUGAGGGAGUCAUUUGCCAAUCAGACAACUUCCUGGAUGUAUGGUGCGAACAUCCAACUCUCUUUGAACGGAUCAGAACCUCCUUGGAGUUCGAGUGGCUGGAGUUUCGCUCCUGUCGACCUGACCGCCUUGCCUAUGAAAACGGUUCAAAACAUUGGCAACAGUUCGACAGAUGAUGAGAGCGGAGUUCCCUUGUCCUCUGCAACAUUUGCCAUACUCGACACGGUCGGAAUACAUGCUCGGCUAGAAUGUACGCCUUUUGACGCAUUCGAAAGCAGCGACAUAUGGACAACAAAGCAAAAUCUUACCGACAGUAGCUACUGGAACACGACCGUAAAUCCAGUUUCGCUUCAGACUGGCUACGAACUCGGGACUAUUGCCUGUUCCACCAAUAACACAAAUAUUGGUCUUGGAUAUUUGUGUGGGACUGCAGGAGGCCGAAAUGUCACCACUACAUUCUACGUACAACCACCACAGCUCUCAUGUUGCGAGAACCGAACAGAUGAUGGGUUCGGGCCGUCCUCUGUGGGUUACUGGUCGGCAAAUCGAGACGCAGGCGUCCUUUUCCCGAACAUUGGUCAACCAUAUCCUUUCAACCUUACCGUGAAGUGGAUCCAUGGAACGGCACAGGAGGGUUUCGUUAUGGCGAAUGCUUCGUCAGAGGCCAAACGGCUACUCUGGCACGAGCCACCUCAAUUGACUGCUAUUGAGUGCCGUCCCAUCAUCGAAACAGCCAAUGUCCGCGUUACUGUCGACAUAGCUACCAGCAGAGUACAGAACUAUACCCUUACUUCAGAUCCUGUUCCAGACACUGAUUCAUGGACUGAUCUAUUCUCGAUUCACAAUCCAGAGGAAGCGGUACCUGGGUUAAGUACUGAACGACCAAUCAAUGUCACCAUUAGUCAUGGAGCCUACUAUCUUGCCUCUCUGAUCGGAGCGAGCGACAUUGCCGCGCUCACGGCCACGCCAAGGUCAGGAUAUCCCAGAACUCAGUACAUGCACGAUCAAACCUUCAACAUCCGUAACCCCGGACUCAAUCUGGAUUACAUGUCUUACAGUAUGCUGUCUCUCGUCGACUUUGACACAGUGGCACUUCUAGACCCAGCCACCCUCGAAAGAACGGCGCAGCAGACAUUCUCCACUUUUUUUCAGCACUUCGCAAGUAGCUCUGUAUCGACUACUUCGGGUGGAUGGGCAUUCCAGAAACUGGAUGAGCGGCUGCCCUCGGAUCUGCAAGACGUGGAUUCACCCUCUUGGACGGAGCCUCCUGCCUCUCCACGUGCCGGCGAGAUGGUCAGCGUGGAGGUCGUCCAGCCGAUUGAGAUUCUUCAAAUGUCGAGAGCUGCCGCUGCUAUUGCGCUUGCUGUCUUACUUUGGUUGAUGAUAUCAAGCAUAGCUCUUGCAUUCGCGAGUCCCGGCUACAAAGCGAGGCUAAGAUGGCGCGUUGAUACCAUUGCUGACGUGCUAGUCAUGUUUACUGGCAGCGACCGACUAAUGGCAAUGUUGAACGACCAGGGCCCGGAAGCAAUGAAUUACAACCCGGAUACCGCAGCGAUACUAGCAGAUUUCAAAACGAAAGAUGGCACUGCCCGGUGGGGCAUUGAGCUAGCCAAUGGUGAGACCGUCGACGCGGGCACAGGAGAACCUUCUGCAGAAAGCACGACUACAGUGGCUACGAAUAACGACCCCUUGACUUCAGACGAUCAGCAAGAGACUUAUGGUUCAGGACCUACAUCGGAUACUCCUCAAUCAUCUUAUUCCAUUCCUCGCAAGCCAUUGCCACAGUUGACCUUACGGACAAGGGAACAAGGUUAUUCGCGAAUCCAGCAGUCUCAAAUCUCACCAACCGACCAUGCCCUAUCAUCAGAUCCCAUGCAACGGACACAGGAUGGAGGACGGUCUCAGCGAUCGACGACAGGCUAUGGCCAACUUGAGCAAGAGAGUCCCGUAUCUCCGAUCCAUGACGGUCGUCAAACGUUCGAUUGA